Molecule: messenger RNA, 256 nt
Organism: Vairimorpha ceranae
Lineage: Eukaryota; Fungi; Microsporidia; Nosematidae
Exons: 1
Source: RefSeq, a predicted model, not a curated record
AUGAUUUGUGAUGGCACUUUCAGAUCUGCUCCUAAAAACUUUGAACAAAUUUUUACCUUACAGUGUAAUGUUAGAAAUAAAAAUUUGCCUCUUUUGUAUUGUUUUAUGAAAACAAAAAAUGAAUAUUCUUAUAAUAAGCUUUUUGAAUGGUUAAGUAAAGAAAUAAAAGAAGAAGUAAUAAAAGAGAAGAAUAUUAUUUUGGACUUUGAAAGAGCUAGUAUGAAUGCUCUUAAAAAGUUUUUUACAAGUUCUAAAU